AUUGAAGAAAAUCAAGAUUUGGAUGACUUCAUUUCCAUAGCAGGAGAAGGAAACAAGGGGACAACCACAUAUCCUGCUAAUAGCAGUAAUACUACAAACCGUAGUUCAACUACAACCACCACAUACAAUGUUACAAGCGACACCUCUGAUGCACCAAGCAGACGUUCAACCACAAGCAGAACUUACAAUGUUACCAAUGACUCCCAAGAUUACCCGAGCAGAGUUUCGACUUCCACAACUACUUACAAACGUUCAGAUGACAACAGUGAAGCUCCAUCCCACCGUUCUACAACAACAACAACUUAUAAAGACAUUACAGAUGGGCCAAGCACUCGAUCCAAUGUUAGCUACACACAAGAUUCAUGGAAAUCAUCACCUAGUACAUAUGGACAAUCCAUUAUCUCAAAUUCAAUUAAAACUGUCUAUUCCACUGCUGAUCGAUCUGUUAUUGAAAAGGACAUGUGUACUUACUGUCGGAAGCCACUUGGCAUUGAUGCCAAGAUGAUCCUUAAAGAUUUAAACAUAUGCUGCCAUGCAACUUGCUUCAAGUGUGAAGCAUGUUCUGGUUCCUUGGGGAAUCUAAGGGCUGGUGACAGCAUGUGGAUCUAUAGGCAAACGAUUCACUGUGAGCCAUGCUAUUUUUCUGUUAGAGAAAAAUGGAUCAUCUAA
This is a messenger RNA of Staurois parvus, 669 nucleotides long. NCBI's taxonomy places the organism in Eukaryota, Metazoa, Chordata, Amphibia, Anura, Ranidae. The record is from the annotation of a GenBank genome assembly.